This is a messenger RNA of Gaeumannomyces tritici R3-111a-1, 1166 nucleotides long. RefSeq lists its product as hypothetical. Bases 165 to 1166 code for a protein of 333 amino acids. NCBI's taxonomy places the organism in Eukaryota, Fungi, Ascomycota, Sordariomycetes, Magnaporthales, Magnaporthaceae. The transcript has 3 exons. The record is from RefSeq and is a predicted model, not a curated record.
GAAAGGGGUUAAAAGCCAGGGGGGAUCUCCGAUCCAAGAGAUCAGAUUCUCCGAGAUGUGACAUCCUAUAGCCCGCGUAGUCUGGGAAUGUCACCAAGGAUAGCCUAGCCAACACCAACAGACACCCACCCCGUUAAGACUAGUCUGCCAUCCUACUCAUAGAUAUGGCGUCCAUCUCAAGUCUGCUCGUCGCCGCACUGGCAGUGACCAGCGCGCUCGCGUCACCCCUCGGCCUCGAGCCCCGGCAGCAGCAGCAGCCCUUCCAACCGCGGCCGGGGUACUUCCCACCCACUGGGGACGACACCAUCGCCGGGGGCAUCUUCUGCAUCAGCCUGACGGACCUGGCGGCCUACCUGGCCCGCACGGGCAAUAACCCGGGGGCCACCGGGCCCGAGACCCCGCGCGGCGGCGGCGUGCCCGGCCCCGGCUCGGGCCCCUACCCGGCCCGCGUCCUGACGGAUCCCUCGCUGCCCGGGCACACCAUCUACGCGCCGCAGGCGCCGCCCGCCGGCAACGUGUCACUCGGGUUCAUCGCCUGGGGCAACGGCGGCUGCGCCAUGAGCGGCGGGUCCGAGUAUCGCAACUUCCUGCUCGAGAUCGCAAGCCACGGCUACGUCAUCUCGGCGGAUGGACCAGUUGCGCAAAACCGACAGAGCCUGGUGACGGACAUGCGCGCAUCCGUGGACUGGGCCGCCAAGGGCGGGGCGUCAAAGUACGGCAACGUCGACGUCGACAACAUCAUCACGGCCGGCCACAGCUGCGGCGGGCUGUCGGCCAUGUCCACGGCAUACAACGACCCCCGGGUCAAGCGCGUCAUGCUCUUCAACAUCGCCAUCUUCCAAGACGAGAGGAGGUACCUGCUCGAGAAGAUCAACGUCCCGGUCGCUUGGUUCGUGGGCGGCCCCAAGGACAUGGGUUAUCCGAACGCCGAGAAAGACUACAAGCUCCUGCCUGGAGGCGUCCCCGCGUACAAGACGAGCCUGGACACGGGCCAUGGCGGCACCUUUGGCGCGACCAACGGAGGAAAGUUUGGCAAGGCCGCCGUCGCCUAUCUACAGUGGCAAUUCCGGAAGGACGAAAAGUCCAAACAGAUCCUUCUAGACGCCAAAUCCCCGGGCAGCCUGGUCUCUGAUAAAUGGACGGUGGAGCACAAGAACUGGAGCUAG